AAACAGAGGGGGCCCCCGAUGAUUGUAUUUCCUUGAGGCAGGGCUCAUUCAUUAUAUAAAAGGCCAGCUGGCCCGUUGACUUCACAACCGACUGGAGCAACCAGACAAUCUGUUCUUCUCUGUGGACUAGGUUCAGCCUCCUUUGAAGCAUGAGUUCCCACCAGCAGAAGCAGCCCUGUGUCCCACCUCCACAGCUUCAGCAGCAUCAGGUGAAACAGCCCUGCCAGCCUCCUCCCCAGGAACCAUGCAUCCCCCAAACCAAGGAGCCGUGCCACACCAAAGUGCCAGAGCCCUGCCACCCCAAGGUUCCGGAGCCCUGCCACCCCAAGGUUCCGGAGCCCUGCCACCCCAAGGUUCCGGAGCCCUGCCACCCCAAGGUUCCGGAGCCCUGCCACCCUAAGGUUCCGGAGCCCUGCCACCCCAAGGUCCCGGAGCCCUGCCACCCCAAGGUUCCGGAGCCAUGUCCUUCACCAGUCGUCCCAGGGCCAGCUCAGCAGAAGACCAAGCAGAAGUAAUGUGGUCCACAGCCGCGCCUUUGAGGAACUGACCACCAGCUGCUGAAUCUCCUCCAUCUGCUUCUGUUGCCCCGUUUGCAGUUAGUGUGCCGUCACCCUGAAUUAUAACCCCUACUUCUUUGUAUCCUGUAAAAAGCUUCCCUCACAUUCAGUCUGGAGGGUUCCUGAGCUUCCGAAUCAGGUUGAAAAGCUCACUGGCUGAGCUAGUCUUCCGGCUGCUCAGGGCUCAUCUGAAGAAGGAUGUUGGGGUUGGGGGAAUCAAGUGCAUCUUCCCUGCUCUGCCCCCAUUAAAUAUGUUUAACUCGA
Molecule: messenger RNA, 821 nt
Organism: Capra hircus (goat)
Lineage: Eukaryota; Metazoa; Chordata; Mammalia; Artiodactyla; Bovidae
Product: cornifin-A-like
Exons: 2
Coding region: 150-515 (121 amino acids)
Source: RefSeq, a predicted model, not a curated record